Messenger RNA from Pelobates fuscus (common spadefoot toad), 3083 nucleotides. RefSeq names its product FIG4 phosphoinositide 5-phosphatase (gene FIG4). The transcript is spliced from 24 exons. Gene Ontology annotation, cellular component: intracellular membrane-bounded organelle. Gene Ontology annotation, molecular function: phosphatidylinositol-3,5-bisphosphate 5-phosphatase activity. Lineage: Eukaryota; Metazoa; Chordata; Amphibia; Anura; Pelobatidae. Gene Ontology annotation, biological process: phosphatidylinositol dephosphorylation. The record is from RefSeq and is a predicted model, not a curated record. Bases 106 to 2829 code for a protein of 907 amino acids.
ACAGUAGUUUACAUGUUGAAUGAAGAUUGAGGUUCUUAUUUGGGUCUGUCCUAGGCAUCUCUUGUGAGUGCUGCUCGUGUGUCCCAGCUGAAGGGCAACAUCACUAUGCCAUCUGCAGCUCCCAUCAUAAGUGGUAUACAGAAGCUGACACUGUAUGAAACUAGAGCGAGGUAUUUUGUAGUUGGAAACAAUCACGCAGAAACAAAGUACCGUGUUUUGAAAAUUGAUCGCACUGAACCCAAGGACUUGGUAAUUAUUGAUGACAAGCAUGUUUACACUCAGCAAGAAGUACGAGAGCUUCUUGGUCGUCUUGACCUCGGAAAUCGGACAAAAAUGGGACAGAAAGGCUCAUCUGGAUUAUCUCGAGCUGUGUCUGCUUUUGGCAUUGUAGGAUUUGUACAGUUUUUAGAAGGUUAUUACAUUGUACUAAUCACAAAGAGAAGGAAAAUGGCUGAUAUUGGUGGACACGCAAUAUACAAAAUAGAAGACACUAGCAUGAUCUAUAUUCCUAAUGAUUCAGUUCGUGUUACUCACCCAGAUGAAGCAAGGUAUUUGAGAAUUUUUCAAAAUGUGGAUCUGUCCAGUAACUUCUAUUUCAGCUAUAGUUAUGAUUUAAGUCACUCACUGCAAUACAAUCUUACCAUCUUGACAACUCCAACUGAGAUGUUAAAGACUGAGACAGCAACUCAGACACGGCAGGAAGGUUUUGAUAUAUUUGAGGAUGAAGAGUUAAGUAACCAUGGAGGCAGCUGUGUCUUUGGAAUACGCAGUGAGCCGUAUAUGAAAUAUGUGUGGAACGGAGAGCUCUUUAAAAGUGUAAAGGAUAUAAUACAUCGCGACUGGCUCCUGCAUAUCAUCCAUGGAUUUUGCGGGCAGUCAAAACUACUAAUUUAUGGUCGGCCAGUGUACGUGACUUUGAUGGCUAGAAGAUCAAGCAGGUUUGCUGGAACUCGUUUCCUAAAGAGAGGAGCAAAUUGCGAGGGAGAUGUUGCCAAUGAAGUAGAGACAGAGCAAAUAGUACAUGAUGCCUCUGUGAUGUCAUUUACUGCCGGAAGCUACUCGUCAUAUGUCCAAGUCAGAGGUUCAGUUCCUCUGUACUGGUCCCAAGAUAUCUCUACUAUGAUGCCCAAGCCACCGAUUACUUUGGACCAAGCUGAUCCUUAUGCACAUGUUGCUGCAUUCCAUUUUGACCAAAUGUUUCAGAGGUUUGGUUCGCCCAUUAUCAUCCUGAAUCUUGUGAAGGAACGUGAGAAGCGCAAGCACGAGAGGAUUCUCAGUGAUGAACUUGUUGCGGCUGUUCGAUACUUAAAUCAGUUUGUACCUCCAGAGCACUCCAUAGUUUAUAUUCCCUGGGACAUGGCUAAAUACACAAAAAGCAAGCUGUGCAAUGUUCUGGAUAGACUGAAUGUAAUUGCUGAAAAUGUUGUGAAGAAAACCGGUUUCUUUGUUAAUCGACCAGAUCCCUAUUGCAGUGUCAUACGGCCUGAUGAGAAGUGGAAUGAACUGGGUGGAAUUGUUGGACCAUCUGGACGUCUACAGACUGGUGUUCUGCGGACAAACUGUGUUGACUGCUUAGAUCGAACCAACACUGCACAGUUCAUGGUGGGAAAAUGUGCUUUGGCUUAUCAACUUUUUUCUCUGGGAUUUAUUGACAAACCCAAUUUGCAGUUUGAUACAGAUGCUGUUAGGCUGUUUGAAGAAUUGUAUGAGGAUCACGGCGACACAUUGUCUCUUCAGUAUGGUGGCUCCCAGCUUGUACACAGAGUGAAAACCUACAGAAAGAUUGCGCCGUGGACACAGCAUUCAAAAGAUAUUAUGCAGACACUGUCUAGAUAUUACAGCAAUGCUUUUUCAGAUGCAGACAGACAAGACUCCAUCAAUCUAUUCCUCGGGGUUUUCCAUCCAGUGGAGGGCAAACCCCAUCUUUGGGAGCUCCCCACAGAUUUCUAUUUGCAUCAUAAGAACACAAUGAAACUUCCUCAAGCAAAGCGAAGCUAUACAUUUUGGUGGACUCCAGGGGUGCUGGAAAAUUUACCUCUUCCAUUUGAUGAGGUUCAUUAUGCUGAAAAUCGAAAGAAGAUGACCAUAAAGAAGUUCAACAAAUACAAUGAAGAGACAAAUAUCUAUAAUGAAUUCUUUCGACCUUAUGAAUUGAGCAGUUUUGAUGAAAUGUUUUGCCUGGCUAUGACCAAUUCAGCAAGAGACUUUAUGCCAAAAAAUGUUGGCAGUGAUCCAAGCCCAUUUACAGUUCGCAAGCCUGAUGAAACUGGGAAGUCUGUACUAGGCAAUAAGGCAAACAGAGAGGAGACUGUAUUACAACGAAAAACUGCAGCAAGCGCACCACCUCCUCCCAGUGAGGAAGCUGUAUCUAGCAGUUCUGAAGAUGACUCGGGAACUGAUAGAGAAGAGGAUGGAGCUGUUUCUCAGCGUUCGACCCCGGUGAAAAUGACCGAUGCUGGAGACAAUCCCAAAACCGCAGAGAAUUCUGCUCAAUCAACAAAAGAUACAUAUGGGAUUAAUCUUUCAGAUAGUCCUUCAGAGGCCGAUCUGCAUAUCUACACAAGAUUUGUACAUUUGGGACUCUGCCAACAUCGCCAAGACAAAAGAAGUUUGAAAAUCAAAUCCAAGCCCUUAGAUACAAUUUUAAAACUGAGCUGCAUCUCUUCCUUCUCACAAGACAAUAUUUAUGAAGUCCAACCUCCCAAGGUAGAUAGAAAGUCAAUUGAGAUAUUCAGUGCUCAUAUCCAAGCAGGACGAGGCAUCAUGCAGCCUCUGGGCAAAGAGGACAUGCUCACAUACCGAGACUACUUUCGAAACCGCUACAUGUAAAGUAACAAAAUGGAAUACAAGUGGAUGAAAAUAAAAUAUUCAACACAUGGACAACACUAGCGUCAAAUUAUUUAGAUGCUGUGUUUAAAUCAAUAACAUUCCUGUACUUUAUUUUCAAAAUAGUUAAAAUUUUAGGAAGUUUUUUUGAUAUUCAAUAACUAUUGACUGCAUUGUAACUAAAAUGUUCUAUAGCGUCCAUUCUUCGUGCAUUUUUUGUCUGUAUCCCUCUGUCACACCCUUUACUUUGUAUUAAA